AAACACAUGAAAAGCACGUGUUUUUCAAUGUUUUCAAACAUUGCGUUCAUUUCGUUAUAAUUUAUAAAUUGCUUUCAAUUAUCACUAAAUAUGACCACAAAUGCCAUCAAUUCAGACAAAUUACGGCUAAUAGAAGACAUCAAACUUAAGACACAGGCAGUGAUCGACAACCGGAAGAAUGUCAACAAUUUAGUGGAUGUGUUGACAAUACUUACCGACGAUUUGGACGCCGACCAGACGUCUGGGGCCGAGAGGUGUUCACCGCUGAUGAUCGACACUAUCAUCAGAUCAUUAAACAAGAUAUUCAUCCGUUAUAUUCACACCAAAGAGCUGUUGAUCACCGAAGAGGACACCGACGCCAACCGCACGUACAAGAAGUGGUUGAUCGGUGUCUACGAGCGGACAAACGGCGCUCUCCUCAGACUUCUCGGUGACAAUCAGUACUCGAAGUCAACUCAGAAGUUGGCAUUGAAUUCACUUAUGAAAUGUGUGGCCGAAGAAGGUAAAUAUCCAUUCCGUACGGAUGUGCCGACCGAAGCGCCCGACACUUUCGCCGACCAACUCUUAAACGAUAUUUGCAGACAAUUAUUGUCCAAUAAAGUGGAUAAUCGACAACUGAUCGCCAAUUUGAAGGACAAUUAUCUCGAUUUUGAUGACUGUAUUCAUUACACACUAAAAGUCAUUCAAUUGAUAUUAAAAGAAGUUUCAGACGAAGAAGAGGACGAAUUGGUGGACACAAAUGGAGAACAAUCUGUCGAUAGGGCUGUUGAGGACGAAGUGUUUAUAAGAAAUACAUAUGAAUUGCUGUCAGCCAUACGUCUGAAGACACCGACAGAUCUGUUGCCGCGAAGAAAGAAAUUACGCGAAAAGGUGUCCAAAACCCGCAAAUCUAGACGUAUUGUCGAAACGGACGCUAAAAAUAUAAUACUUUGCGUUCCGACACAACCCCUCCAGAAGUGCUUCCGUAUUGAUUACGAAAGAGAUGCCGACAUUUUUGCCAACAAUUGGACACUAUUUCUUCGGCAACGAUUGCCCAAAGAUUUAUACAAAAAAGUUCUCAUUUUAUUAGACAAAGAGCUGAUCCAACACUUUAAGAACCCCUUACUUUUGACGGACUUUCUGGUGAACAGUUACUCCAUCGGAGGUGUGGUCUCUCUGUUGAGUCUGUCAUCACUUUAUGUCUUAAUAACAAAAUGUAAUCUAAAUUAUCCGCAAUUCUACGCCAAACUCUACGCUCUCUUAACGCCCGGCGUUUUGCACGUGAAAUAUAGGCCCCGAUUCCUGUUCUGGAGCGACGUCUUCCUCACCUCAACCCAUAUAUCGGCCCAAAUUGUGGCCUCUUUUGUGAAACGCUUGUCCCGAAUAGCGCUGACCGCCUCUCCGGACGCGUGUCUAAUAUUGUUGCCAAUGAUUGGGAAUCUACUCGUCAGACACCCGUCACUCUCGAAGAUGAUGUGUACGACAAACGCUCAGACGGUUGCCAGCGAUCCGUUUGAUGAUUCAGUGGACGAUCCCGAGGCCACCGGUGCUNGCGAUCCGUUUGAUGAUUCAGUGGACGAUCCCGAGGCCACCGGUGCUAUCAAUAGCUGUUUGUGGGAAAUAAAGAGUUUGCAAAAGCAUUUUCACCCACAAGUGGCCAAAAGUGCACUUUUUAUUAAUAACGAACUGCCGAACAGGGAAUGGGAUCUCUCAGAGCUCUUGGAGACCACUUACGAGGACCUGAUUGAGAGCGCACUCAAGACAUUCAGCAAUGAAAAGGAGUUGACUUUCGACGGACAACACUCGCAACAACUCUUAGAUUUCUUGAACUGA
This is a messenger RNA of Medioppia subpectinata, 1812 nucleotides long. NCBI's taxonomy places the organism in Eukaryota, Metazoa, Arthropoda, Arachnida, Sarcoptiformes, Oppiidae. The record is from the annotation of a GenBank genome assembly.